This is a messenger RNA of Haliotis rubra (blacklip abalone), 524 nucleotides long. RefSeq names its product MICOS complex subunit Mic10-like. NCBI's taxonomy places the organism in Eukaryota, Metazoa, Mollusca, Gastropoda, Lepetellida, Haliotidae. Bases 79 to 339 code for a protein of 86 amino acids. The record is from RefSeq and is a predicted model, not a curated record. The transcript has 4 exons. Gene Ontology annotation, cellular component: mitochondrial inner membrane; mitochondrion; MICOS complex.
GAACUAAAGUUGUAGUCCGUUUUGGCACUUGUCUGGUUUGACUGGUACCCCUUCGUCGACUCGCGGUCCUUUAUCAACAUGGCUUCACACUCAAGGUCAGAGGACGAACUCGGACGUAAAUGGGAUCGCUGUCUUUCAGAUACUGGCAUUAAGAUAGCAAGUGGUCUUGGCCUUGGAAUUGUGUUUUCAGUUGUGUUCUUUCGGCGUCGUCCAUGGCCAGUGGCUUUUGGAGCAGGAGUUGGACUUGGCAUGGGAUAUGCAAAUUGUCAGAAUGACUUCCAGAGACCAUUCAGACUUAGCGGCAAACUUAUUAAAGUGCAUGAACCCAAUAGCAGCUGAGGUGAAGAGAUAAAUCAGAACAGACAAUUCAGCAGAGUGUGUGGACUGAACAUAUGUUGUUGAGUGUUGAGACCUGAAACGUAGGUUUGUAGCCAGAUAAGUACAGGAUUUCUUUGUACAGUAAUAAUCACGAAUAGUGGCAUGAACUAUGUAAAGCAUGAUAAUAAAGACUUGUCACAAUACAA